Molecule: messenger RNA, 1722 nt
Organism: Beauveria bassiana ARSEF 2860
Lineage: Eukaryota; Fungi; Ascomycota; Sordariomycetes; Hypocreales; Cordycipitaceae
Product: major facilitator superfamily transporter
Exons: 1
Coding region: 1-1722 (573 amino acids)
Biological process (GO): basic amino acid transport; transmembrane transport
Cellular component (GO): fungal-type vacuole membrane
Molecular function (GO): basic amino acid transmembrane transporter activity
Source: RefSeq, a predicted model, not a curated record
AUGGCGAGAAACACCACGGCGUCGCGCGCAGACGACCCAGAGUCUGUUGCUGUAGCCCGCGCCGACAACAACACCGAGCAAACGCCGCUAUUGCGCUCAGCCUCGCCCAACCACGCACCUCUGCAUGACACCACCACCACCACCACCACCACCACUGCCCACCGCCGUCAUGACGCCGGCGCCGACGAGGAGCACACCGUCAUCGCCGAGGAAAUCUCGACCUUGCGGCUCUUCCUCGUCAUGGGUUCCGCCUGGGUUGGCGUCUUCCUCGGCGCCGUCGACUCCACCAUCAUCGCUACUCUCUCCGGCCCCAUCUCGAGCGAGUUCCAGUCCCUGAGUCUGCUGUCCUGGCUGGCUUCUGCCUACUUCAUCGCCAAUGCCGCCUGCCAGCCCAUCUCCGGCCGCCUCACCGACAUCUUUGGCCGCGGGCCUGGUCUCGUCGUCAGCAACGUCUUCUUCGCCGCCGGCAACCUCAUCUGCGGGCUCGCGCGCGACCAGACCACCAUGAUUGCCGGCCGCGUCAUCGCCGGCGUCGGCGGCGGCGGGCUCAUGAGCAUCUCCACCUUUCUCGCCUCCGACCUCGUCCCGCUGCGCCGCCGCGGCAUCGUCCAAGGGCUCGGCAACCUGGCCUAUGGGUCCGGUGCCAUGCUCGGCGGCAUCUUUGGCGGUCUGAUCAAUGACCACGCCAACAUGGGCUGGCGCCUCGCUUUCCUCGUCCAGGUCCCGCCUGUCAUCGUCUCCGGCCUUGUCGUUUACUUCAUGGUUGACGUGCCGCCCAAACAGAGCGAUAAGACGUUGCUGUCGCGCAUAGAUUUUGGCGGCGUACUGCUGACCGUCUCGUUUCUUGUGCUGAUGCUGCUAGGGCUCAACGCCGGCGGGAACCUGGUCCCCUGGACGCACCCGCUGCCCCUUGUCACCAUCCCACUUUCGCUCGCUCUCUUUGGUGUCUUCCUGUGGUGGGAGAGCGCGGCGCGGCAGCCCGUCAUCCCCGUGCGCCUACUCGCCGACCGCACCGUGCUCGCCGCGUGCUGCACCAAUUUCCUCGUCACCAUGCUCAUCAUGACGGGACUCUUCUAUGGGCCGCUGUUUCUGCAGAUCCUCGGCAGCACCGUCACCACUGCCGGCCUGCAGCUGCUGCCCUCGUCCGUCGGCGCUUCCCUAGGCUCAGUCACGUCCGGGCUCGUCAUGAAGCAUACCGGCCGCUACUGGACCAUGGGCGUCGCCUGUACCCUCACCGUGACUGCCGGCACUGUGCUCUUUGUCCUGCUCGAUGCUACCACCCCCAUCUGGGUUGCCAGCGUCAGUUUCUUCCUCUCGGGUUGCGGCUACGGCGCCAUGCUGACCGUCACCCUGCUCGCCGCCAUCGCCGCCGUUGACCACGCCCACCAGGCCGUCGUCACCAGCGGCACCUACAUGGCGCGCAGUAUCGGCGCGACCCUCGGCGUCACCGUCGGCUCCGCUGUCUACCAAAAUGUCCUGCAGGCCAGGCUGUGGGACCGCUUCGGCGACCGGCCCGGCGCGGCUGACGAGAUUCGCCGCAUCAGGGAGAGCCUAGAUGAGCUCAAGCACCUGCCGCCGGGCUGGUACGAUGGUGUAAUCCAGUCCUUUGUCGACGCAUUUCACAGCGUGGCGCUGACGAUGCUCGGUUUGGCGCUGGUGGCGACAGUGACAAUUGCGCUGAUGCGAGAGCAUAAGCUCCAUAACAACCUGUCGAGAAAUUGA